GAUAGCAUAAGCUCUCAACCAACAGGCCAAAAUGAGCUGUGUAAAAGUCAUGUACUUGAAAAGAUAAAAUUAGCUCAUUUGUCUUCAGAGCUAAUUUCAUUGAAUGUAUGUAACAGUGCAUCCCUGCAAAAGUCUGCUUCUACAGCUAGUUACUUAUCUUCAUAAUUAAAGUUUAAAACUACUCUGCUCCACUUGCCUUUAUGUUACUCUUUACGGCUGUAAAUCCUCAUCGUUCAAAUAGAUCAGCUUAAGGGUAAUCUUGUAUUUUCUCACCCUCAGGCUCAUCAGGCUUCUCUAUGAAUAUUGACAGAUUACUGUUGUCUUUCAUUGAGUAUGAAGGCUUUUAAUAUAUAUACUUAUCCAGCGAGCCACAAUCCGCGAGAUCUCGGAAUCCAGCGAGCGAGUUCGACUCAAUGGAGGAGAUCGCGGGUAAGAGAAAAGAGAAGGAGCGAAGGGGGUUUCAGAUUGCCCGAGAAGAUCGUGCAGAGGAGAUUCACCGCACAGUGGCGGAUCUUUGGAUCUCCCAUUCUCAAGGGCAAAAAAAUGGCGCAGGCGGAGGAUGGAAGCAGAGAAAUCUGGCGAACGAAGGGAAGGCGAAUGGCUUCAAUGGGAAGGAAUUGAAGGCGAAGAAGCUAGGCCUUCUACGCUCACAAAAUGGGGAAAAAAAACACAGGCAAAUCUACAAAAAUUGCAAAAAAAAAUUACUCCGGAGCCACCUGCUACUUCUAAGAAAAAUAUUUUAUAUGGCCAAUAUCAAACUACAAAUGUGAAGAACAUAUAGUUUUUGUUUAGAAGUAGCAGAUGGCUCUGUAGUCAUUUUUUCUUUCAGUUUUUGUGUUUUUGCUUUGUGUUAUUUCCACAUUUGAUGAGUCAAAUGCUAUAGCACUAUUGCAAACUACGUUGAAUAAUUAUUAUACGUACUUUUACUUCAUCCUCUGACGCACCUCCUUCAAUAAUUCUCUUCUUCUUUUCCUCCAAACUAUACUAUGAGGUCUCUGCAUCAAAAGGCAAGAAAAGAGAUUGGUUCUUUUUCGACGAUGGUGAUGAAUAGCCACGUUAUGUCCACCAAUCCCGGCUACUACGUCGCCGCCGUCACUUGCUCCGGCGGCGGCGGAGCAGACGAUAGCCUCCAUAUUGGUCAAGAUUACCGCCUCGUCAGCUUCGAAGAGGUGUUGAGGGAGUUCGGUUCGAAGAAGAGGGUGAGGCUGAGCCGGAUUAUUCAGAGGCGGAAGGAGAGGGAGGAGCGAAAGACGAGGGAGGGUGGCGCCGACGAAGUGGGUAAUAGUUCGCCGGAAAUGGUGCAUCGUGUGGGGCCCAGCAUUACUUGUAAUGGAGGAUGAACUAACAGCAGCGUGUGCGGACAAAGCCAGUGGAAGCCAACUCUGCAAAGCAUUGCUGAGCUCGGAAUCUAAGCGUUUCCUAUUAUUUUCUCUGCUUUAUAUUUUUUCUUAAUUUUUAGAGAAAGUAUUUGAAGCUUGAAAUUGUUACACGUGUGAAGGACGGUUGAGAUUACGGCGUUUUUGCUUUUUUUUUUAAUAAUUUUUUAGUAUAAAAAUUUUAUAAAACUGUUUUAAAGUAGCAAAAAA
This is a messenger RNA of Dendrobium catenatum, 1586 nucleotides long. RefSeq lists its product as uncharacterized. The record is from RefSeq and is a predicted model, not a curated record. Lineage: Eukaryota; Viridiplantae; Streptophyta; Magnoliopsida; Asparagales; Orchidaceae. The transcript has 3 exons. Bases 987 to 1340 code for a protein of 117 amino acids.